Dichomitus squalens LYAD-421 SS1 is the source of this 3549-nucleotide messenger RNA. RefSeq lists its product as uncharacterized. The record is from RefSeq and is a predicted model, not a curated record. Bases 1 to 3000 code for a protein of 999 amino acids. NCBI's taxonomy places the organism in Eukaryota, Fungi, Basidiomycota, Agaricomycetes, Polyporales, Polyporaceae. The transcript is spliced from 4 exons. Gene Ontology annotation, molecular function: DNA binding.
AUGUUCACGCCCAUCCUCCCAUCCCCCGCUCAGAACCCGUCAGCCAAGCACCAGUAUCGGACUAGGACCCGGUCAAACUCCGCCAUCAAGCCCUCCGCCCGCCUUCGCCAGUUUCCAGAUGUGCCACCGCCCGCUCCCCGCCGUGUCAAGCCCAUGCCCAUUGCCAAGGCGAAGCUGCCCGCUAUCGUCUCGUCCCCCUCCCCUGCCGCAGAGCCCUUUAUGCCCCCCUUUCCUCCCUCGCAUGUCACCCUGCACGCCGACGACGCGAAUAGCAAGGUUUUUCUGGCGAUCGGACGUUCCCUUAUGGCUGUUGACAAUCGCGCCGUGACCGUAAAGGACCUCGCGGAGCUAUGCAUGCAGUAUGGGCUGAUAUGUCAGAACUUGUCCGCUGCUGGCCAAGCUAUCACGACCUUUAUACGAAACCACCUCCAUCGUUGUGAAGUGCAGCAAGACCAACCCCUCCUUCUCCGCCAUGCCAUGUCCGGCACGCCGUCAGACGAUGAGUUGGUCGCUGCAUUGUACUCCCGUAUUGGUGGCGCACAUUGCACUCAACCCGAAGACGAAAACCGUCUCACCAACUUUCGCCGGGGUACCAUGGUAUGGUAUCUGAGCAAGGCGGCUGGUGCCCCUUGUCCAUUCGCGCGCGCAGGCAUCCGUUUGUGCGACUACAACGAAAACGGGCGGAUUGGCGCCCCGGUCAAUGCCGGACGCGAGAAGAAACGGGAGCGCGACAGACUCAGAAAGGCGGCACAAGCGGCAGGCCAAAAGCGGAAACGUCCCCUGCGGUCCUGUGCUGGCAAGGUUUCGGAGUCAGUCUCUGACUCUUCGGAUGAUGAAGAGAAGAGACCGCCCAAGGUCAAGCUCACGCUGAGACUGAAGCCCUCUCUUACGUCCAACCCAAGCUCGUCUUGCUCUGAUCUGGUGGCCUCGGAAGCAAACACUGCGGAUGUGUCUCGCCUGCAGCAAACCGACGUCGACGAUGACGCAGAAUCCGAACAAUCUGACACCGACUCAAUGUCCGUCGAUUCCGACGAGGAAGACUCGGCACCUUCCUCAUUUGCCUCACCAGCUUCCUCUCGGUUCCCUCCGGCCGUCCCCGCCGCUUAUUAUGCGCCUGCCGCUGACUUCCGCGCGUCCUCCUCCUCGGACUCUGCUCAACGUUAUGAGGAUCGUCGGCGUUCGCCCUCUGUUCCUUACAGCGUUUUCUCAGGUUCACCACCGCCGGACUCUGAGGAAGAAGACGAGGACUUCCAUAUCACCAUGACAGGCGCUCGGCGCUUGUCCGUGGGGCGUCCUCGUACUCCUCUCGAAGACGACGACUCUGCCUGGGAAGACGACUUUUUCGGCGACUUUGACGCUGACGCAGAGACCCAGUGGGAGAGUCCAGGUCCACGUUCGCCCUCCGCCCAGCCGCACGACGACGUCGUGGUCAAGCAGGAGCCAACAGACGUCAGCGGACUCUUAGAUGCUUGGGACGACUUCGACAACCAGGCCAAAGACCUGAAGGUGCUAGACGUUGUGGCGCAAGCUGCCGCGGCCGAGCGUCAGGCAGAGCAGUCCUCAUCAGAUGAUCUUGCAGCGUGGUCCUGGCCAAGCUUGUAUUCGGAAGAACCCGUCCGUGUCAAGCAGGAAGACGUUGAGACACAUCUCUUCUUUGUGGAUGACGAUCCCACGCCUCCGCCCAGCUCGCUCUCCCCCGCCUUUCCUUUCGACCCGUGCGAGUCUCCAGUGGAGGAGUGCCCGCUAAACGUCUACAAAGCGAGUCCAGACUACGAGCUGCAGUGGAGGGAUGUGGAGAUCCUUGGCCCCGACAGCGUCAAACCCCACGACCUCGAUGAUGGGGCGUGGCACGAGUACCGUGCCACGCGGGCCGUUUCCCCAGACGAACGGAUCCAGUCCCCAUCCCCUGAACCUUCUACUGCCACCGCUACUUCCCCUUCCCUUUCCCCUUCUCCGAUUCUCUCACGCAGUACCCUUGCCCCUUUGGAUGUGCAGUCUGCAGACGCGGCAACACGUCCAGGGCAGGGCAGACUUCCGUCGAUCUCUUCCCCUUCCCUGAUCGCGUCCUUGACAUCGUUGUGCCUCCAGACACCGACUGCAUCUGUGCCUCCCGCGUCGAGCCAUGCCACGGCUCCGCAUGAGGAGGUUGCGGGGCUGUGGGCGUCGAAAUCCACGUCCGACGUAAGCCCACUUGUGCUUCACACCAUCGUACCCUCUGCUCCUCCCAUCGUUGCAACACAGCUGGAAGGCGUCGCUGUGUAUCAGUUGACUCUCGGUUCAUCAACGCUUCUCCGCCGCGUAGACACCGACUUUGUGAACGUCUCCUCAAUCGCACAGCAUCUCAACGUGGACGUUCCGUCGGUGCCCAGUGCGGUCGUCAUCAGCGCCGGAUCGCCGUCCGUGUGUGGUACCUGGGUUCCUCUCAGCGUUGCGCGGGAGGUCGUGCAAGACGAGUCGACAUUGACGAUGUUCUUAUCGGACGACCUGCGCUCCCUGUUCCCGGAUACCAUCCAUAUCUUGCACCCUGCCGAUGGGCCUCCAACCACGCACCCCCAGUUCGGUCACCAGUUCCAGUCGGCAUCAGAAGCAAGACGCCGGGGCAUGACUUCCCACCGGCUCGAGUUACCUCCGCGAGAAUUCGAGGUCUCGUGGGAGGAUCACCUUGCCACGCAUCCGCCAUUCAUACUUGCAACUGCGGCCAUCGACGGGCACCAUCCCGCAGUAGAGGAGGCUCCUGUCGUGGUUGAGACCCCGCUCAGUCCGACCGAGGAGGAAAUGUUCCAUGUGCUAUGCGCUGCAUCGGAGUGGGAGACGCCCUCGGCGGAGGGAUCUUGCGUGGACGAGGCUAUUCAGGCGACGACAACGUCGGCACCGUCCACCGAGGCCGCGGACGGCGUUCAAGAGAGGCCGCUUCGGCGAUCGAAACGUGUUGCAAACGCAGCAGCAACCCGUUCUCGCACGCGGUCGAGCAGGAGGGGCUCUCGCACGUCCCUUUCAUAAUCGCAGCCCCCCACCAUCGACAACUCUUCUCACCUGACUUUGUCCUCUUCGCUUUCUACCCCGUAAUUUUAUUGCCUUCGUGUUUAAUAGCCCGAUACGCCCUUUCGUCUAUCCGUAGAAUUUGUAUCCAUUAACGCUCUCCAUUCACCACUCCGUCUAUGUCUUCAUUGUCCCCGUCCUUUCUUCCUGGACGCACUUGGGAUUCACAUAUGCGCACACCCUGGUCGCACCGCUAUGGUCUGGACCACCCGCCGCCCGCAAGGGAGCGCUGCUUCUUUGUUGAUUUCAUAGCGGCACCCGAGCAUCAGAUCAUCCAUCCGCUCACAUUGUGAGUUGCGAUGCCUGACGGGCACUCUAUCACCGCCGAGGAUCCGGAGGCCCCUGUGCUUGCGAGAUCGAUUGGCGCAGGGCGGAAUGGGGGCGGGCCGCGGGGCUUCGGGAGCGUACGGACAAGUAGGAAAGGCUCGUAUAGUGCUCGUACUAGUCAGUAUAACGUGGGCAGCACGCCCGGUAGUAGAUGUAGGACACGAAUAACGAUGAUAAUUCGCU